GAGCGGGCUGCCCUUUGCUCCCCGGGCGCGGGUCGACGCGUCGUGGGCUUCGCUUCGGGCUGCCGCGAGACAGUCCAGCAGCCAGAGCGCACGACAGCCCCUUCAAGGACGCCUCGUGGGCUUAACUUUGGGCUGCUUAAAAGGCUGGAACCAUGGGCUGCAUCUCGAGCGCGCCCGUCGAGCCCGAGGGCGACGAGUUCGAGGGCGACCCCCUCGCCGACCUCAAAAGGAGGAAGCGCGAUUUAGAGCAGGAAGUCAAGGGCGCCCAGGAGUACGGCCAGGCGCUGCUCGCGUCGCAGGCCGAGCUCUUGCAAGCCCAAGCGCAGAAGGAAGCAGACAGGAAGAAGUACUAUCGGGAGCACGCCUUCCUGUGGCGGGCCGUCGAAGUCUGUCAACGAAGAUGGUCCGACGCCGAUCACAUGGUCGGCUGCGACGAGCACGCUCUGGAAGUCUAUAAGCGCCACGUGAUCCAUACGGACUACAAGGAGAUUGUCGAGGCCUGCAAGGGCAUGGGCUGCGAUGAAAAACGCAUCUCCAAAGUCACGAACGCGCGGACGCGGCACCAGCUGCAGGACAUGCAGAAUCUCGUGGAAGCGGAAAGCGGCGUGUCGAUCUUCAAGAUGAUCCGCGGCGAGUCCUGGUCCUUCUGGACGCAGUUAGAUGACGGGCUGUCGGACUUUGCGCGCUUGUGCACGUGGCGCAUGAUGCCCGACGCGCGGCAGACGGCCUACUUUUUACAGAGGAAGAUGGGCGGCUUCUUCUCCGAUCCCGCGGCGCUGUGUGAGAUUUUAUCUACUCGGACCAAUGAAGAACUGCGAGCCGCGGCCCAAGUCUACGAGAAGGACACGGGCAAGUCGCUGAGCGACGCGUUGAAGCACGCGACGGGCGGCACGUUGUACACGGGCGACUACGGGAAGUGGAUCGCGCGCCUCGCCGAAUUUGACCGCGAGGAGGGCUGGGCCGGGAGUCCGCAGCAACUCGAGGACGAGGCCCAUCGCCUGUACAAGGCCUGCGAGGCGAAUCUGAUUUCGACCGACGAAGGGCCCUUCCUCGAAAUCCUGGCCAAGGCGUCGCCGGAGCACAUCGCGUACCUCGAACAGGCCUACGAGAACCACCCCAAGACGAAGCGGUCGCUGAGAAAGACGCUCGAGAAGGGUCUCAGUGGGAACUUCCGGACGGCUCUACUCGCGCACUGCACGCCGAAAUGGGAGUUCCUCGCCCAUAGAUUACACGUCGCUACAAAAGUCGAAGAUUUGGUAGACACGGGCACGGACGAGGAGAUCAUUUGUAGAAUUCUGGCCUCUUGCAGCAAGAACGACAUCUUCUACAACCUCAUCCCGACCUACGACCAAAUGUACGCCGAAAAAGAUAAAAAGGACUUUCAAGCCAUGAUGAAGAGCGAGUGCAGCGGCGACUUCCUCCAGGCGAUCCAGGACGUGACUACAUCUUACCCUCCGUGCGGUCAUCUGUUAGAACCCGAACGGGCCACCUACGAGGGCACGACGGACGAAACGCGGGAUUUGGCCUACCAGGCUCUACAAAUGACGUACAACUACGAGACGGCCGGGGAACUAGGUGCGCGCUACGACGCGCUGGUCGAGGCGACGGCGUGGGAUUUGCCGUUUCCCACGGAGGGUAUCGAUUCGGCGUUGUGCCCGGUCCCCGACACGGAGCCGGGCUACUCCGCCCAGCAGUACAUGUUCAACACGCCCGUCGGCGCGGGGGCCGUCCCGAAUUCCGUCGUUGAGAAAGUUAUGCAGGCGCCGCCGGUGCCCAUCGACAACCUCAUUGUGAGGUCCCAGCCCUACACGACGGAGGGCUGGUAGUCUACUAAAUACAUUUACCGCCA
Pelagomonas calceolata is the source of this 1849-nucleotide messenger RNA. NCBI's taxonomy places the organism in Eukaryota, Pelagophyceae, Pelagomonadales, Pelagomonadaceae. The record is from the annotation of a GenBank genome assembly.